AUGAAUGAAACAAUAGACGAUAAUAAAAUCGAAUCUCAAUCAUCAAUAAUACAUGUUGUUGAAGGUUCUAUUGCAUCUCUUACGAAAGAAAUAACAAAACAACCAAAAUGUGAACGUAGUUCAAAGAUGGCACCUAAAUCAUCAGAUAAAACAAAAUGGACUAUGGAAGAACAAGGAAAAUUUUUUAGUGAACUUCGAAUUUAUGGAAAAAUUUUCGAAGCAUUCGAUCAAUUCUUUAAUACACGACGUUGUCUUGUAAAUCCUGAAGCACAACAACGUAUAUUUGGUCCAAUACGUCGUUUUUAUUAUCGUCCAUUUCAAGAAAAAUCUAAUGUUGAUUCACUUGAAUUAUGUUCUAUUUUUGCUUAUUCAUGUUUAAAACCAAAAGUUCGAUGUUUUGAUAAAAAACCAACAAUAUUUGUUUUAGAUCAACUUAUUCGUAAUGGUAAUGCAUUUUUACAUGUAAAAGGAUAA
Rotaria sp. Silwood2 is the source of this 474-nucleotide messenger RNA. Lineage: Eukaryota; Metazoa; Rotifera; Eurotatoria; Philodinida; Philodinidae. The record is from the annotation of a GenBank genome assembly.